Molecule: messenger RNA, 1323 nt
Organism: Musa acuminata AAA Group (dessert banana)
Lineage: Eukaryota; Viridiplantae; Streptophyta; Magnoliopsida; Zingiberales; Musaceae
Product: probable plastid-lipid-associated protein 11, chloroplastic
Exons: 6
Coding region: 415-1068 (217 amino acids)
Source: RefSeq, a predicted model, not a curated record
CCAGCAUCCAAUAUAUGCACUUUCUAUGAUACGUAGGGAACUGUAAUGUUAAUGAGACAUGGAAUUCUAGACGUCCGUUAUAGUGUGACAUGUCUUUUGAGCAUAUGGGUUCUCAAUAAUUCAGACUCCCUAUGUUUUGGAGGCAGCGAUCGGGGAUGUCGGAACUCACCUGCGAGGACAGCAUUGCUUCCAAUCGCGAUGCAGGGAGCAUCAAGAAGUGAGCCAUAUCGCGUCUCUGCCGUCUUAUUGGAGGAGCGCGAUGGGAAUCGUGGAGGAUCCACAUGUGGGACCAUCCCUGUUCCUGUGGGAAACGCGGGAGAUGUGUGGUCUACAAAGUGUGGGCUCUUAAAGUGAUCCCGCCAUCAGGUUCAUUGCCUUCCCAACUCAUCUCCGCUCCCUGUUUAAGUACCGGCCAUGGCGAUGUCAUCCCCGUUUUCUUCCCGCCCCUCUGCCAUCCCAUCCUCCCUUCGCAUACUAAAGUCCAACCCGGCCCUCGGCUGCUGCGCCGCAGCCCGACCCCCGAGCUCCGGCGCGUCUCUCGGAGCUAAGGCCGACCUCCUCGCCCUCAUCGCCGACCAAGAAAGAGGCCUCCGAACCCAGUCCGACCCGCGGAAGCGGGCGGAGAUCAUCGCCGCCGUCGAGGCUCUCGGCGCCCUGGGGAGGGGUCAGGUUACCACCGGCUCAUCCCUCUCCGGCACGUGGCGGAUGCUCUGGACCACCGAGAAGGAGCAGCUCUUCAUCAUCAAGAACGCCCCUCUCUUCGGAACCCGCACCGGCGACGUUCUCCAGGUCAUCGAUGUGGAGAAAAGGUCACUGAACAAUGUGAUCACUUUCCCUCCUUCAGGGGUUUUCUUCGUGCGGUCCUCCAUCGAAGCUGCGCCGCCCCAAAGAGUCAACUUUAGAUUCACCAGUGCCGUUUUGAGAGGUAGCAAUUGGGAGAUCCCACUGCCCCCUUUUGGACAAGGAUGGUUUGAGUCCAUAUAUCUGGAUGAUGAUAUUCGAGUUGCAAAAGACAUACGAGGAGACUACUUGAUCGUUGAUCGUGCUUCUUAUUCUUGGAAGGAAUGAAUAAUCAAGGAUAGUUGUACUGCCUCUUUCAUUUGUGAUCUCUAGAUGUCAUUUAUGCAACCAAAUCACUUACUUGGAAGAUAAGUAUUACACGGUUUCUGAGAAGUAAAGCAUCAUAAUAUGUUCAUUUGUUCAUAUCUGUAGACUGUAAAGGAAUUAAAGGAUUCUUUUCCCCUCGGAGCUAACUAAUGUUCAGAUUAUAAGGUCAUAUUACUAGUUCUUUGAUCUAGUAAAUUUCAUGCUUCAUCCGACUUA